AUGGCCGAAGUCUUGGGUCUAGUAACCGCCAUCGGCGCCAUUCUUACAUCCGGCUUUCAAGUUACGACCGCAAUUUCAACCAUUGUGGAUGAUCUUGGGACAGCGGGGGUGCAAGUUCAAGCGAUCGCAGUUGAGACGGAAACGAUUCUAUUGACACUCCACUCGAUCAAUCAGCAUCUUAUCAGAGCUAAUCGCGUCACAACCGAGGUCGCAAAUAUCGUCGAAGAUGUUAUCACGCUAUGCAGAAAAGAUAUUGAUGACAUCAAAGAGUGCAUGGCGCCGUUACUUGGGAAGCGUGCCGAGGAGAUGCUGCUGAAGCACAAACUGCGCUGGCUGUUUGCCAAGUCCAAAAUCUCAACGAGGCGGGCUUCGCUGAACUCGCUAAAACUGACGUUGGGGCUUUUCCUGCAGGCCCUUAACCUCACGGAACAAGAUCACAUGGAGGACUAUAUGCAGGCUGUAGUCCGACAACAGAUUUCGCAGUCUCAAAACGUCAAGAAGGCGUUCAUGGAAGCUGAGAGAAGAGAUCAAGUCCUUGAAAAAACGUACGAACCACCUCAAAGCAUCUCAUCGAUGAAAAUGAUUGAUCAAUCUGGCCUUGAGGCCGAAAAGCUGCCGCAGACCACUCACAGCACUAUGGAGGAUAUUGAGGAGAUGGACCGCGACAAAUCAGUUAACGGGACUAUGGUGAAAGUUCUACAUCAUCAAUCUGAAGACGUUGGCUCGGACGGAGAGGGCUCUGACCUUCUGGCUAGUGAUGCGUCACGACUAGGUCAGACAAAUUCGACCAUUGAACUUAUCGACGACAUGUCUGAUGAACAAUUUAUGGUUAUCGCUGAUCAUAUGCGCCUACAAAAGACCGUUUCGAGCUUUGCUAUGGUUGUCAUUAACCAGAAACAAGAGAAGAGACCUGAAAAUGUCGCGGGAGAUACCCCCAGUGUGGUACUUUCAGAGGAGGUCAACUCUGCAACAGCGAGUGGCGCCUCUCAACAGAGAGGAAGUUGGGCAGGACCUACGCCAGAAGACACAGGAAAAACAGAUAGACAGCACGCCUCAACAACUUCUCCGCCAGACAGCUAUCCUGGAGCACGAGCGACGUUUGACUCAAGCAACAAUGCUCAGCAGACACCUGGAGCGCCUCAUGAUCGGCCCCCGCCACAGUCUGCGAGUAAUUACUGGGAGCCCAGAUAUUCAGGAUAUCCGGCCACAGGAUACAUGCCUCCACAACCGAGUCCUCCCAAUCACGGUGGCUUGAACAAUCCAGGGUUUGGAUUCUACCCUCACUCCCCGAGAUCGACCUCGUCUCCAUACGAUUUCCCAUUUCCCAUGCAUAACACGGAAACGAUGAGAUUGCAGGAGGAAUUAGCACUUUUACGCGUUACACUAGCAAAGCGAGAAGAAGAUGACAGAAUAAAAGGAGAGAAAGAAAAUAGGAGGGAACUAGAGCAGAAACUGAGAAAAGACGCCGAAGAAGCUACCAGAAGACAUCUGGAAGCUGUUAUCAAGGCUCAGGAAGAGCAAAGAGUCGCUGAAGAGAGAGCAAGAUCUGAAAGUAAGAAGGCUGCCAUUGAGGCGGUAGAGGCAGAGAGAAAAGCAGAAGAACAAAGGCAGAAGCUCCAUCAAGAGGCAAUGGCUCGCGCUGAGAGGGAGGCCCGAGAAAAGUAUGAGGAAGAACUAAAGGCUCACGCAGAGGCAAAGAUGGCCAAACAAAAGUAUGAGGAAGAAAUAAUAAAGGCUGCAGCAGAGGCAAAGAGACAAAGCGGCUUUUUUCGACUCUUUAGCCGAAAACAAGUCGACCAAGGGAAGCGGUAG
This is a messenger RNA of Colletotrichum gloeosporioides, 1812 nucleotides long. RefSeq lists its product as uncharacterized. The coding region runs from base 1 to 1812 and encodes 603 amino acids. NCBI's taxonomy places the organism in Eukaryota, Fungi, Ascomycota, Sordariomycetes, Glomerellales, Glomerellaceae. The transcript is spliced from 2 exons. The record is from RefSeq and is a predicted model, not a curated record.